Cucumis melo (muskmelon) is the source of this 2752-nucleotide messenger RNA. RefSeq lists its product as uncharacterized. NCBI's taxonomy places the organism in Eukaryota, Viridiplantae, Streptophyta, Magnoliopsida, Cucurbitales, Cucurbitaceae. Bases 696 to 2567 code for a protein of 623 amino acids. The record is from RefSeq and is a predicted model, not a curated record. The transcript is spliced from 11 exons.
UCAUCCACUGAAUGACGUUUCCUUCGAAUAUUACAAAGCUAAGGCCCCGCGCCAAAUCCCCAAUUCCUUUUUCUUUCUCUCCUUUCCCUUCUCUUUCCUUCGCCAUUGUAGUUUUCUUCUGGACCCAUCUUCUUGAUUUGCUCCAAAUCACUCACUGUUUAUCACUUUUUCUGUUUUCCUUCAACCCCACCUCGAAAAAAGGCUGCUCUGCCCGAUCUUUACUAGUUCUUGCCAUUGGGGAUGAGUUAACUUAGCGUAUUCAAACAAACCCUUUGUGGGUUUCAUUUAAUUCUUCUUCUAUCUUUCUUUUGUGGUGGAUUCGAUUGCUUCUUGAAACGUGUGAUUUAGCGGUGGAGUGAGUUAAUAUCGAGGGCGAAACGAACGCCUGACACUGACCAUGUUUCUGGAUUUGCUCGUAUCAGCUGGCUUUGUCUCCUCAGCAAUAACCGAUGUGAUUUGUAUCAAGUCUUAUUGAGAUCUGCAUUUACUGUCGGGGAAUUUUAUUCUGGAAGAGUUGGAGAUGUUUAUAUAUGCUGACUGGUCAAUCCUCAGCUUCAAUAGUGAAAAAUUUGGAGUUUUCUUACUGUAGUUCCAUCUGGGAGGUGAUUCUGAAGACAAGGUGAAAAUUUUCGCAUCCUUUUCCCUGGUGCCUUCUGACAGAAGACGAAUUGUUCCUUUUUAAGUUCAAAUGCCAGAUGGAGAAAAAGAAAAAGAUCACGCAGUAUAGAGAGAGGCUAGAUAAAACACUUGCAUCUCCUGAUCUAACAAACCAGGAGUCUAUUAAUUCUCUAGUUUCAAAUCAAAUUCACCGUUCGAAUUUGAGACAUGGAACUGAAGGAUGUAAUGAUAAUGUGGUAUUGCGAAGAACUGCCGAAGUAUCAAAUUUUCUUGACAUGUUGAGAAGUGCUUCAAGUAAUGAUAAUGCUAGCAGCAGAGCUUCUGAGACAGGGCAUUCUGAAUGGAAAAUAAAGCAGGAUGAUGAAGAAUUUCGAGUUAUGUAUCGGGAAGGACCAAAGGGCACUCCAUAUCAUACGUUACUUGUUGAAGGUUUUGUAGAUGGGCCUGUUGAUAUUUGUUUGUGUACGUCUUGGGAGUCUGAACUUUAUAAAAGAUGGUGGCCUCAAUUUACCCUGCCAUCCUUCAAAAUUCUCACCAGCAAAUGUCUCCAGAAAGUGCGGAUUGGUGAACAGAUUGCCUUAGUAAGGGUGAAGGUUUCAUGGCCCCUGUCAACCAGGGAGAUCGUCGUGCACUAUUUUUUGUUUGAGUACUUUCAGGAUGACCUUAUUGUCAUUCUUCUGAACUCGAUAUCUGAUCUGGACAGCAUUGAUGUAACUACUCAUGGAUUCACCAGGCAUGCUAUACCGGAUGCAGAUGACGUUGUAAGGAUUGAUGUCGUGGGAGGCUUUGCUAUACAGAAGGUGACAGAUAACAGGAGCUACUUCCGGACAAUUGCAAACAUGGACAUGAAGCUGGAUUUUGUCCCUCCAUCGCUCAUUAACUUCGUCUCAAGGCAACUUAUUGGCAGUGGUUUCCGGCUCUAUCAAAAGGUAGUGGCUUCUUUCAAAUCUGAUGAAGAUUUUAUGAAGGCUUUGAAAGACCCACUUUACACUCGUAUAAAUGAAGCCCUCUACCAGAGGAAUAGAAAAGAAAAGGUGUUUGAAGAAAAAGAGGUCGGUUAUCAAAUCGAUCAAGCUGGAAUGCAUUAUUUUCAAGAAGAGCAGCUGGAAGAGCAGGAGGAAAAUUCGAUGGAAGAUCAGACGGUUAAUGUCAUUGAUGAUGCAAAUGAACCCACAAAAACUGCCAUUGAGAUCAACGAAACUAAAUCUUUUGGGGAAAUUGAGGAGGAAGAGAGCAAAGAAAGUAGGGAUGAUAAAGAAGAAGAAGAAGAAGAAGAAGAAGAAGAAGAAGAGGAUAAAAAUGACACUUUAGAUAUUAGUAUUGCAGAAAAAAGUAACUUUAAGGGUAAAAAAGUUUCUAUAAUUAGUCCAGAGGUGGAAAAGGCUCUCCAAACUUUAGAUGAAGUCAUUAAUAUGAUGAGGAAAUGUAGACUCAAUACUGAAGCGAAGGCUGCUUCUUGCUUGAUUGAUGAAAAGCCUCCAGAUAUGGAGAAGGAUACUGAGAAGAACUUGAGUAUUUCAAAAGACACCAAUGUUCAUCCGGAAGUCAAGCUUUUUGCUAAUUUGUCAAAGAAAGAAACCACAGAGAGAGGUUCAGAUGAACCACCUCGAACGAGCUCUAACCAUAGUUCCAGGCGUUUAGGAUCAUCAAAUUCUUUGUCCAAGGAUGUCAACCACAACAAAAUAGUUCCAGCAUCUCCAGAACAGAAAUCUUUACCCUCUGGACCUGCUGAAGUUAACCACACGAUAUCAAGUUUCAUCGAACAUGGAAUGACACAAAAUCUGCAUUCAGAUCAAAAUUCUCAUGAUCAUGUUAAGCAACCAAUAAGUCAGCAUAAUAGCAUCAAUGACAUCAGUGAGGAUGCAGUGGAGAGGUAUGUGAGGAACAGAAAAACCCGGUACUGGUGCUUUCCGGGGAGUCCGAUUCGGCUUAAGAAGGGAAGAAGUUGAAGUCUAGUUGAAGGUGAAGCAGAAAUGACAAAUGCAUUUCUGAAGAAGCCACCCUUAACUGAUUAUUUAACAAGGUUUCUUCUUAACAUCUUACUACAUCUGUAAAAACAUCAAUAAACUCCAAUUUGGCUGAAUUUUUGUGUUUUCGUUUAUUACCAAUGUUAUAUAAUAUAUAUUUAUGAUAA